AUGCCCGUCGCUGUCACCGAUUCUUCAGCAACCGCAAGCAUGUCUACCAAGGAGAAUAAGGAAAGCCUCAAGGUUCUGGAUGAACUGAUGGCAAAGCUCUCCAUCUCCAAGGCCCAGGAAGACAUCAACGCCGCCACUCAUAAUUUAGCCGUCUUCAUCAACUCCCCCAUCGAGGAGAACGAUGCCCCCGUCAAGACCGUCGAAUCCCUCAAGAAGCAACUCGCCAACAAGAAGGAUGCCAACGUCCGCGAGCGCGCUCUCAAUGCCAUCCAGGCCAUUGCGGAGCAUGCCGACACCUCGGCGUCCGUCGAGCCAUACUUGGUGGUCCUCCUCCCAUCCGUCCUCGCCGCCGUGGGCGACAAGAUGGUCCCCGUCAAGAACGCGGCCCAGGCUGCAGCUCUCGCCAUCGUCAAUGCCGUUAACGCCAACGGUGUGAAGGCCCUCCUCCCCCCGAUCAUCAACUCGAUCCUCACCGCCCAGAAGUGGCAAGAAAAGAUCACCGGUCUCACUUGCAUCGAGGCCCUCGUCGUGUCCGCCCCGACCCAGCUCGCUCUCCGCGUCCCGGAUCUGAUCCCAGUCGUCUCCGAAUCCAUGUGGGACACAAAGCCCGAGGUGAAGAAGAUGGCGUACGGCACCAUGGAGAAGGUCUGCGCUCUGAUCGUCAACAAGGACAUCGACCGUUUCAUUCCCGAGUUGAUCAAGUGUAUCGCCAAGCCCGAGAACGUCCCCGAGACCAUUCACUUGCUCGGCGCCACGACUUUCGUCACCGACGUCCACGAGCCCACUCUGGCCAUCAUGGUGCCUCUCCUGGAUCGUGGUCUGGCCGAGCGUGAGACGGCCAUCAAGCGAAAGUCGGCCGUGAUUGUCGACAACAUGUGCAAGCUGGUCGAGGAUCCCAACAUCGUUGCGGCUUUCCUGCCCAAGCUGAUGCCCGGACUCACCAAGAACUACGAGAACUUGGCCGAUCCCGAGGCCCGUGAGAAGACCAAGCAAGGUCUGGAUACCCUGGUCCGGGUCGGAAACGUGGUGAACGGCAAGAUCCCCGAGGCCUCCCACGCUGGGGACGUCGCCACCGUUCUCGCCAUCCUCAAGUCGAUCCUGGAGCCCAAGCACAAGGCUGUCAUCAGCAAAUUCGAGCCAAUCCUGGAAUUCACGGCUGCUCUGGCCGGUCAGCUGAUUGACGAGAAGGAUGCCGAUACCCAAAGCUGGACGACCACCAUCAAGCCGUACAUUGCCGCCAUCAUCCCAGAAGGUGAGGCCCAAGCCAUCGUGGACGCCCUCCGCAAGAAGGCGUCCCCUCUCGCCGAGGCGGAGGAUGCCGAGGAGGCUGAUGACGAGGAGGGAGAGGACCUCUGCAACUGCACGUUCAACUUGGCCUACGGUGCCAAGAUCCUCCUGAACCAGACCCAUCUCCGCUUGAAGCGCGGUCAGCGAUACGGUCUCUGCGGUCCUAACGGUUCCGGAAAGUCGACCCUGAUGCGCGCCAUCAACAACGAGCAAGUCGAGGGUUUCCCCAAGAAGAGCGAGGUCAAGACGGUGUUCGUCGAGCACGAUCUCGAUUCAGCGGAUACGGAGCAGACCACCAUCGACUGGACCAUGAAGAAGUUGAAGGAGGUCGGUGUCGAGACCACCCGCGAGGAUGUGAUCAAGCGGUUGGACGAGUUCGGUUUCACCGAUGCUAUGAUCAACAACUUGAUCACGGCCCUCUCCGGAGGCUGGAAGAUGAAGUUGGCUCUGGCCCGUGCCGUCUUUGAGGCGCCUGACAUUCUCCUGCUCGAUGAGCCCACGAACCAUCUGGAUGUCAAGAACGUCAAGUGGCUCGAGGACUACUUGAUAGCCUCCCCCUGCACAUCCAUCAUCGUUUCCCACGACACGGGUUUCCUCAACAACGUAUGCCAACACAUCAUCAACUACGAGCGGUUCAAGCUCAAGCGUUACCGCGGUAACAUCACCGAGUUCGUCAAAAAGUGCCCCUCUGCCAAGUCUUACUUCGAGCUUGAGGCUUCUGAUAUGGCGUUCAAGUUCCCCGAGCCCGGUUUCCUGGAGGGUGUCAAGACUAAGGCCAAGGCUAUCGUUCGGGUGUCCAAGAUGUCCUUCCAGUACCCCGGUACACCAAAGCCCCAGAUUUCCGACAUUACUUUCCAAUGCUCGCUCGGUUCCCGUAUUGCCGUCAUUGGUCCCAACGGUGCUGGAAAGUCCACUCUGAUCAACGUCUUGACCGGUGAGCUGAUCCCCACCUCCGGUGACGUCUACACCCACGAGAACAUCCGUAUCGCCUACAUCAAGCAGCACGCCUUCGCUCACAUCGACCACCACUUGGAGAAGACGCCUUCUGAGUACAUCCAAUGGCGUUUCCAGACGGGUGAGGAUCGUGAGACCAUGGACCGCGCCAACAAGAUUGUUACGGAUGAGGACGAGAAGGCGAUGGACAAGAUCUACAGGAUUGAGGGAACCCAACGACGUGUCAUUGGUAUCCACUCUCGCCGCAAGUUCAAGAACUCCUACGAGUACGAGUGUUCGUUCGCUCUCGGAGAGAACGUUGGCAUGAAGAAUGAGCGAUGGGUUCCCAUGAUGACUGCCGACAACGCCUGGAUCCCUCGUACCGAGAUCUUGGCUUCCCAUCAAAAGAUGGUUGCUGAAGUUGAUCAGAAGGAGGCUCUCGCCAGUGGUCAAUUCAGACCUCUGGUCCGAAAGGAGAUUGAGGCUCACGGUGCCAACUUCGGUCUCGAUGCCGAGCUGAUCUCCCACUCUCGCAUGUUGGGUCUGUCCGGUGGACAACGUGUCAAGGUCGUUCUCGCUGCAUGCUCGUGGCAACGCCCUCACUUGAUCGUUCUCGAUGAACCUACCAACUACCUCGAUCGUGAUUCCCUUGGAGCCCUCUCCAAGGCCAUCAAGACAUUUGAGGGUGGUGUGAUCAUCAUUACUCACUCCAAAGAGUUCACCCAGAACUUGACCGAGGAAGUCUGGGCCGUUGUCGACGGAAAGAUGACUCCUUCCGGCCACAACUGGGUCAGCGGACAAGGUGCUGGUCCAAGACUAAAGGGUGACGACGAUGAGGAGGAAGACAAAUUUGAUGCCAUGGGCAACAAGAUCGUGUCUACGAAGAAAGCAAAGAAAUUGACAUCUGCCGAGCUUCGCAAGAAGAAGAAGGACAGAAUGGCCAGAAGAAAGCGGGGUGAAGAGGUCUUCUCCGACGAGGACGAGUAG
Messenger RNA from Drepanopeziza brunnea f. sp. 'multigermtubi' MB_m1, 3207 nucleotides. RefSeq lists its product as uncharacterized. NCBI's taxonomy places the organism in Eukaryota, Fungi, Ascomycota, Leotiomycetes, Helotiales, Drepanopezizaceae. The record is from RefSeq and is a predicted model, not a curated record. Gene Ontology annotation, molecular function: translation elongation factor activity; ATP hydrolysis activity; ATP binding.